Messenger RNA from Limulus polyphemus (Atlantic horseshoe crab), 6420 nucleotides. Its product is annotated as AT-rich interactive domain-containing protein 2-like. Gene Ontology annotation, biological process: regulation of DNA-templated transcription. Gene Ontology annotation, cellular component: SWI/SNF superfamily-type complex. Lineage: Eukaryota; Metazoa; Arthropoda; Merostomata; Xiphosura; Limulidae. The transcript has 21 exons. Gene Ontology annotation, molecular function: DNA binding. Bases 48 to 4994 code for a protein of 1648 amino acids. The record is from RefSeq and is a predicted model, not a curated record.
AGUUUGAAAUACUUACUAAACUACUCCACUUUUCAAAUAAUUUGAUCAUGGAGAAGUUACAUAAGCAACCAGAUGCUUACACAAGGGAUUACGGUGCGUUCAUGAACGAGCUAAGACAGUUCCAUCAGAAUCGAGGGUCCUAUUUUAGGCACAUGCCACGUAUAAAUGGCAAGGAUGUGGAUCUUUAUUCAUUGUAUAAUCAAGUGACUGCUCAAGGCGGAUGGGAAAAGGUCAACGACAGCCAAAAAUGGGAUGUAAUACUUGAGACACUUGAUAUCAAAGGAUGUGUCAAUGCUUCACUGGCUCUCCGCCAGAUUUAUAUAAGGUACCUUGGUGCAUAUGAAAAAAUUCAUUUCCAUGGAGAAAUACCAGAAAAUGUCCAGUCUACUGACAGUCGUGUUCGCAAGUCUUACACUUCAAUGCUGCACUUCAUACCCACGACUUACAAUUAUGCACAACAUGAAAUUUCAGAAUCCCUUCGAAAAUCAGCUGGUCUGCCACCAGAACUUCCCAAGAAAGAAUACAAAAAGCUGUGUUUAUCUCUUCUAAGUGGACUGCCAAAUGAAGAGGAUUUUACACUAAAUAUUUGCAGCAUCCUUGCAAAUGAAGGACAGCAUGUUCUCCACUUAGAACGGACUCCUCAGUUAGUUACCUUACUGUUGGCACAAGCAGGCAUAUGGUCAUCUGAAGAUUCUCAUCUUCAUAACAUGUAUCUUGAACACUGGAAGGAUUUGGAUGGUAGAAGAAUGGAGAGGUUUUGGGAAAAUAUUCUUAGCAACUCUGAUGCAGACGUGCUCCAGUUGUGGAGAAAAAACAAAGGGAAGAGUCCACUUACAGAUGACUGUUUUUUUAAUCUUGGAGAAAGUCUGGGAACUUAUAACAUUGAAGGACAACGAGUAUUGAGGAUUCUUUUGAUACUGCACAACUUGUCCUUUGAAGAGCAUAACAUCUCUGUUUUAGCAGCGAACUCAAACUGCAUCAGGAUGCUUUUGCUUUGUGUACACUGUGAAUGGACCAGAUUGAGACAGAUAGCCUUAGAUACACUUGGAAAUAUUGCCUCACAGGUUUCUCUUGACAUAGAGAAGGACCCAUUGUCGAGGUUAAUGUGGCGGACAGUGACCGAGGGUAUCUUGGCACAAGAUCGACAUAUCACCAUUAGAUCACUGGAGAUUCUAGCCAAAUUAUGUCAAUCUGAGAAUAGCGAGGAAGUGAUUGCAUCAGAGCUUCAAUAUGAAGUUUGUGAAAGAAUGUUUAUGUUACUAACUAUCCAGGACAUCAUGUUGCUUGUCCAUACUCUUGAAGCAUUGUAUGCAGUCUCUGGUUUAGGUAAAAGGACGUGUGAAAAAAUCAUCAGAGUCCACAAAUGCAUUGCAAUUUUGGUAGACCUGCUAACAUUUGACCCAGAGAACUGUAAAGCAAGUACACACAAAAACUUCAAGCUGGUUGAGACAUUUGAAACAGUGAAUGAACCUGUUUCUCAGAAGACUGUUUCUCGUCCUGGAACUCCUUCACAUGCAGCAUCAUCUGUAACAUCAAAUCAAACAGAGUCAAGAACACAACCUUUGUCAGAAGUGGAUUCUGAGUCAUUUGCAUGCAAUUGGUUGGUGAAUAGGUACGAAAUUAGCUUGGGUCACUCAGUGGCAAGGAACGAUCUGUAUGCUGAGUACGUCACAGCGUGCAACAAAGCUGGACGAAAAGGAGUUGUAAAUGCAUGUGUCUUUGCCAAUUGUGUAAAGAAUACAUUUCCGUACUCGGGUUUACGAAAAGUUGACUCUAAAAAUGGAAUCAUCACUUUUCAUCAUGAUGGGUUAAAAAGAAAGCCAAAUGCUGGAUUUUCAGUUCCUUUAGUAACUAAUCCAGGAACACAUCAAGGAACAGCAGUCACUAGUGGUUCAGGACCAUCUCUUUCUCGUACACCAUCUCCAUGUCCUUCUCCAGUCAUUAAUACCAAUAGUAGUCCAAUUUUGAAGGAAAAGCUUACUUCUACUUGCUCCUCAACCAACUCCAAUCAAUCUCGUCUACAACCCUCACAGAUUUCACCUGGUUUAACUUUUGUCUCAGGUUCAAGCUCUCUAAUAAAAACUUUACUAGCCAGUAAAGUUAACAAGAAUCUUCAGAGAAACCAGCUAUUUACUCAGAAUCCUAAACUUGCACCAGUUUCCAAGACUACUUUAUCUGAGUUGCUCUCUUCAGCUACACAUAGUAUAUUGUCAGAGGAAGCCACAUUAGCUAAUCCCACUUUACAGGUUACCUUACAUCAGUCAAUUCCUUCAGCUAAUUCAGUUACCCAUGCAACUUUAUCAAAAGUGGUCACAUCAGUUAGUUCACCUAAACAGCUUACUUCGUGUUAUUCGGUUGUUCCACUUAAUACAAGUAUACCUGUACAGAUUACAUCGUGUCAGUCAGUUACUCUACCUAAUUCAAAUGUACAGGUAACAUCAACAACGAUGAUAAUGCCUGACAUGACAGCUUCACAGGCUUCUUCAGUUUCAUCUGUCAUACCACUUACGCAAGUAAAUACGUCAAACUCAGUUUCUCCGGCAGAAAGUUUUAGACAGAUGGCCUUUCCUGAAUCAGUUAUACUGGCUACUUCGACAUCACAUGAAAACAUGUCAAACUCACUCAUUUCAACUAGUACAGCAUCACUGUCAAAUUAUGUUAAUUCCCCUAAUGCUUCUUUGAUUUAUGUAAAUAAUACCAACAGUUUAAGUCAUUCCAAUGACAUGCAUACCAGUCAAGAAAGCAAAGAAACUAGCAAUCAGCUAAAACAACAGUCAAAUUCACAGCUGUCUAGUCAUAUUUCCAAUGCUGUUUCUACAAAUCACCCAACCAGUAAAUCAGAAACAUCCAUUGCUUCAUCACAUGUUAAUGGUGUCCAACGGGAUAUCCUCUCAGAGAUUUGUUCAAAAGUAUUUGCUGAUGAUUCAUUAGAAGAAUUCUCAGACUUAGAGAGCUCGGUUGAAAACAGUCAUAAUCAUACAGUGGUAGUUGAUGGCCAGGAUCCAUCAGGAGCAACAGGACAAGAAACAGCUUUCAAUCACCUAUCCAACUGUGUAGUGUCUAGUGGACCUGGAGAUCAUGGUACUCCACAGUUAAAUAGUUUGCCAUUCAAUGUGCAGAUUACCAAAAGUGUUGAUUCUUUACCUUCAAUGACUAAAACCUUAGCCAAAUCUGCAAUUGUUGUUUCAAAUGGAAAUGACCAAUAUGGUGUCACAAAAUUGGUUCUUUCCUCUCCAGUAACUGCAGUGGCCACAAAUUCUGCAUAUGCUGUUACAACUAGUAGAGCAGUAGUCUCAACACCACAAGUUUCUGAGACUGUUGUAAAUGUCACAAAGGAGACAGAGAUCCCAGGUGAGUUUCACAGGAGGCAGCUAGUUAAAGACAAUGUUUUUAAGAGCUCUCCUCUUCUUAAUGGUCUCUUAGAUAAAGGAAAAUCACCUUUACUUGGGGAACAGUUAAUCAGCCUAAAUGCCGAAGCUCAAAAUGGAAGUGGAGAAAAUAGUUGUGUAAGUUCACCAAAGAUUGGUAAUAAUAGUAGUGUUGUGUUAGGAAGAAUAGUUUUAGAUCCAAAAGACAUUAUCAGUGGGGUACCAAAUCUGGUGGGCAUAUCGAACACUGGGUCUGGUACUAUUAUGGCUACUAACCAGGUGAUUGGAUCAGUGGAAAGAUUACAGAUGGGGGAAAUAUCUAACACAAAUAGUUUAUUUAGGGAAUCUGAAACAUCAGUUUCAGGUACAGACUUAUCUUCAUUAUCAGACAUUGCUCAGACUGUUGAAUGUGCAUCCAAAGUCAUAUUGAGGACUAACAUAGAAAAUCAGUGUAUACAGCAGCCUUUAUCUAACACAGCAGUACUUCAGCCAGCCAAUCUUGCUGUGUCUCAAGUGAUUCCCUCAUCUGGAUGCCAGACCACAACAUUUAUUGUCAGUAUUCUCAAUCCGAGCCAAGCACUGCCCACUCAACACCUUUUGUUACGUGCUACAGGAAACUCAGUAGCUAGACUGGAGGAGCCUAUGGAACUUGUGAGACUCCCAACAGUUUCCAAAACACAAAGCUGCCAGCAAAAUGUUCCCAGUAGUCAGAUCUCUGUCAAACGACCGUCCACUGACUGUACCCCAUCUACAGUGUACCCAGCAGACUCUAAACGACCUCGUCAUGAUACUAAAGUAUCAUCUAAAGUUGCCAUAUCAUAUAGUCCAAAAGUUCAGAGUAGCCAAGAAGUGGGUCCUUCCUCAAUCAAAUCCUCUCAAACAGCAAAGCAAAACAGUCACUCUUCCAGGACAGCCUCUUCAGGGAGCAAGUCACGAAGCUCCUCACAUUAUAGUCGUAACAACAAAGAAUUAGAUCCAGUUUCAAGAGAAAAAAAAGGACAGGAUAAACAGUCUUCUUGCAUAACAGCAAGCAAAACAUCAGUGAACAAAGCAACCAACAAAAAACUAGAAUAUAUGUGUGAAUGGAAAGGAUGUGGCAGGACAUUUCCUACCCCUUCUGCUGUGCUGAGCCACAAUGCUAAAUGCCAUGUUCCAGCUGUUCAGGGAAAUUUCCUGUGUCAGUGGGAAAAUUGUGACUCCUUAAAAAGGAAGCAAUUUUCUUUACUCACUCACAUUCAAGAUCACCAUUGCACAGACCAGUAUCUCCAGACACAGGCCUUACGGCGGGGAGAAAUCUCUCAGCGUGGAAAAACAACCAUCCCACCACCCUCGCUUCCUCCCAGACACCCUGGCUAUUCUCCCGAUGCAGCUUUUUUGGCAAUACGCAGGCAUGCUCUUCAGUUUGUGCAGCAAAAAGACAAAAUGGAAGAAGAAGAAAGUCCACUAACCAAAAGCAUCCGACUGACUGCAGCUCUAGUACUAAGAAAUUUGAUCAUCUAUUCUGAGUUGGCUUGCAGUUACUUGAAAUACUAUGAACCAGAGCUAACUCUUCUAGCUAUGUCAUCUAAAGAAGGAGCUCAAAUGUUGAGUCACUGCUUAGCAGAGUUAUCUAAGAGUCAAGACUGAAGUGACAUACAAAACGUGUAGUAAAUCAACUGCAUCAUGUGUGUUGAUGGAACAAGUUGAAGCUUACAUUCCCAUUGGCUUUGAAUAAUAUUACUUUGGGAAGGUAGAUUAUAUCAACCUGUAUCUUCAAAAAUGGAGCUUCAACUAAGAACUUACCACUUGUUUGGAAAACAAGUUAGAGCCAUGGCAUCCUUUAUCUGUGAUGUCAAAAGAAAAUAACAACUCCAAACUUUGUCUUGUAAGAAAGGGUUUUAAAUAUUGGUUCACUUAUUGAAAGAAAUAUUCUAGAAUUAAUUUCCAAGUAGCUUCAGUGUAGUGGACAUAGCUGUAUAAUUUCAGCCAGAAACUUGCUCCGAAUCUAACCUUCAUUGUAUUUAAGAAUGGUUUAUGUGAACUAAUGCUUUUUCAGCAGUGGUUUUGGUUGAUAAUUUCAGUCAAUUUGUGUGAGCUACUGUACUGACUGGAGUUUUAGAAGGAGUAUUCCUGUGUAUAUAUGAAUUAAUAAACAGAAAGUAUAACCACGUGUAGCUCGUUGAAAGUGACUUGUAUUUCAACAGAACUUUUCUACAAAUGUCAGCUGAGAAAGCAAUGAUUCUGGUAAGUUGUUUUCAGUGUUUGUCAUGAGAUGGACAUUCUGGUUUAAACAACUUGGGAAGAAAAAAUUGUUGAACUGGGAAGUUUAGAAACUUUUAUGAUAAUUAAGAGACUCAGAUUUUGAUGAAGAAAGUUGCAAAUGUUAUAUGGAAAACAAAUAUUUAUAUACAUGUAAUGUUUAAUUAUUUAAUUUUCUCUAUGUAAUUAGAUAAUGUACAUGCAAAGAGAAGUUGGGUUCUUUUAUUGAUGUGUCAUAAAAUAAUGUUAGACAAAGUUUUUUAUAUAAAGUUUUUCCAAUUUUAACCAUGGGAUGGUGUUGCCAUUGUGUACUUUUCUGUGGACCAAAAUGGCAUCAUAUUGUUUUGAUUGUGAAAGUUGUCAAACUUGUUGCAUAUGGAGUUGCUUGCAUUUCUUGUACAGUAGAAAUCAGAGGGUGGAAUCCCUUAAAAAUCAUCUUUUUUGUAAACUCUCAUUCUUUUGUGAGUACAAAUUACAUUAUCUUUGGUCAUUAUUACAAUCAUCAAACAGCCAUUUUCAUUUUCUCUCGUUAAAUGUGCAUAAAUACAUUAAUUUCAGUGAUUAAAGAUUUGUAAAGUUUUAUUGGAAAUCACUGCAAUAUUUUUUCUGUUUUUCUGACAAUUCUACAUUUCAUAAUCUAACACACACUGUGGUUUUAUGUGCAUCUGUACAUUUGUAAACCAUUUUGACUCGAUCAUUAUAUAUAUUCUUUUAUGUCUGAAAGAGUAUUUCAUGUGAUUUUAUUGUUGGUAGCUUUUACUAAAGAGGUUAAGAUUUUCCUUUGAACCAGUUUGCAAAGAGUGUACAUAAUAAA